CAAGGAGCAUGCAAAGGUUAUUGUGGUAGAAAGUACAAGAGGAUUGUGAGGAUGAUCUGAUUUUAUAAAUAUGGACCUUUUUAAUGUACUCCGUAAAACAAAUUAAAAGAAUCUUUACUAUUCAUUUCAUCUAAGGUGCUCAUCAUUUUACUCAAUAUUUUCUAUCUGAUAUACAUUGUGUUUUUAUUUUAUUCCAUAAUUUGAUUUGAUUUAUAUACUUAUUGAUGCACCGUGUGGUUGGUUAGAAUAAAAACUAUAUGAAAAUGUUUUCUCUUUUUUAAUCUUUCAUGAAAAUAUGAAAGUUAUAUGUUUUACACAUAUGUAAUGACUAAAUUAAUGUUCCAAAUUUAUUAUCAUUAAUCAAGACAAGUCAAUUUAGCCAAGUUUUGACAGGAGGCAUAUGAUUAGAGAUGGAUGGCUUACUUAAAGAACAUUUCCAUGUAAUUUUUAUUUUGAACAAUUUGGUAUUGAAAAAAUCAUUGGUCAAAUUUGACUAUCAUUUACUAAGAAUAAAUCAAUAUUACAAAGUUUUAUGAAGAGGGAGAGUAUAAAAAAUAAAUUACCUCAAAGAGUAAAACCUACUUUCUCUCAAUUAAGAACGAAUAAUUGGUACGGAGUAUAUGGUUAUGUCGGCAUGUGGCAUAUGAUAUACACAGGAAAUGGCACUAUAAAUAGGGAGUGAAGAUGAUAUAAUGAUCCGAACCAGGAAAGCAUCAAUUCAACUAAGCAUAAGCUAGCUAGCACGGGAAAAUGAUGAGUGAACUGCUGCAAGUGAAACCAAAAGGAAAAGUUAUAAGCAUUCUGGCCAUCGAUGGGGGCGGCGUUAGGGGAAUUAUUCCAGGCACCAUCCUUGCUUUUCUUGAAGCUCAGCUCCAGAAAAUUGAGGGGAACCCAAAUGCGAGGAUAGCAGACUACUUUGAUGUGAUAGCAGGAACCAGCACCGGGGGGCUUGUGACGGCAAUGCUGACCACGCCCGGAGAUAAUGGCCUCCCUCUCUUCGCUGCCGCUGAUAUUCCCCCCUUCUAUUUGAACGAAUCCCCCAAUAUCUUCAAGAAAACAUCCGAAGCAAAAACUGGGUUUGUGACGACGACAUCCUUAGUCACCACAAACAGUGCUAGUUCUAAGGAAAGCCCCAGCUUUGAGUUGCCUCAGUUUUCGGCAGAAGAUAUCCCGGACUUUUACAAGCAGGUCCGGCCUCCUAUAGCGCCACCACUUCAGGCGUCCGUAGACAAAGCCAAUACCAUAACUCCUAUGACGUUAUUUGCGUUUCCUGAUAUUGGUGAGUGGUUCAAAAAUCUAGGAUCCAGUGUGUGGCACCUCAUUGAGUUCGUUUACAAGAUGGGUUUCCGUCCUAUGUAUGAUGGCCUGUACUUGCAUUCCAAGAUCAAAAACAUGAUCGGAGACAUCAAGCUUAACCAAACGCUCACUAACGUCGUUAUCCCGACUUACGACGUUCAUCGCUUGAAACCUGUCAUCUUCUCCUCUUUUCAGGCAAGGAAGGAGGCGUCAAAGAACCCAAAACUCGCAGAUGUUUGCAUUGCCACGUCAGCAGCACCAAUUUACUUCCCUCCUCAUAGCUUUGAGUUGCAAUCGUCUCAAGGGAUUGAGAAGUUCAACCUUGUCGAUGGCGGAGUUGCCGCCAAUAAUCCUGUUCUCGUGGCUAUAUUGGAAGCAGCAAAAGCUUAUAAUGUUCCGCCGCUGCCGGAAAAUUUCAGGAUCCUGUCAUUGGGGACGGGAUCGUGCACAGGCACUCAAAUGGCUGAAGUGGGCGACGCCAGUAGUUGGGGUGCCGUCAGGUGGUUGUUGUUUCCGGAUAACACUCCUCGCAUCACCGAUGUUUUCAUGAGUGGCAAUUCUAGUAUGGUUGACACUUACACUUCUCUCAUUUUCGGCGACGGAGCCGCUUCUGGCCCGGAAAACUUUCUUAGAAUCCAAUACCAAGGGCUGAAGUAUAAUGAAUGUCUGGUUGAUGACGCUAGCAAAGAUUAUCUACACAAGUUGGUACAGUUCGCUAAUGAUCUGCUUAAGGAUCCUGUUUCCAGUCUGACCACUCCCAACACUCUUGAGCUCACAAAUGAAGAGGCUCUCAUUUCGUUUGCUCGUAAUUUGGUGAGGGACAAGUUUCACCCAUGAAUGUGAUGAGUAUGUGAUGAUGUACGGACAGUGUGUUGUCUUACAAAUAAGGGCCUGACCGGCGUAGUGUGGAUCCAAAUUUCCAAAAUAAGAUGCAUGUCAUCUUGCUUUUGUGUCAUUUUCAGCAAUAAUGUUGUAACGUCGUGUAGUCAAAAAUAAAUAAAGUCACUAUCUCGAAUUGUAGCCAAGUACUUUUUCGGGUAGCGGCAGAUCGAUCAUAUUGAACCAGUCCAGUACGUACUAGCAUGAAGCUGUGAGCACUGAGCACGGAUAGUAGGAUGUAGUAUUUGAUACAUAUGUAUCAAUGAAUGUGCCUCAUCAACUUUAAUAAAAUCUUGAUUUGAUAUAUCACAUACCAAAUCUUGAAUGUGGGUUCCUAGUCUUUACUACUCCCUCCUCCGUCCCGAAAAAGUUAGCCAAAUUUCCUUUUUUGGAUGUCCCAAGAAGAUUUGCCAUUUACAUUUAAAUUAAGGAAUAUGUAACGUUGUCAUUUACAUUUAAAUUAAGGAAUAUGUGGCUAACGUUAAUUCUCUCUUUUGUGCACAAAUUUCAACCACACAAUUUUUACUUUAUUAAUACACAUGAAAGUCAACUUUGACCAACCUUUUCG
This is a messenger RNA of Cuscuta epithymum, 2743 nucleotides long. The record is from the annotation of a GenBank genome assembly. NCBI's taxonomy places the organism in Eukaryota, Viridiplantae, Streptophyta, Magnoliopsida, Solanales, Convolvulaceae.